GAUGUAUGUUUGCGCGUGUGUGUGACUGCGCUAACCGUGUGCGUUUCGUUCGGUGUUGUUUUACUAUCAAUCCCAAUCGGCUCUUCGUACAAGCGGCGUUCGGUAGUUGUAGCGGCAGUCCGUGCUCCGUUUUGUGUUUAACCACUAGUCGACCAUACGCGUCCCGUCGACUUUUCGGCGUACGUCCAUCGUAUUGGCAUUUAUUUCGCUCUCCAGUCACCGUCGUUCGAUUUUCUUUCGUCCGUCGUCGCCGCCGUUUGCUAUUCGCCCGGCUCGCAAUAUCACCCGUAUCGCACGUGUUGUACGCGACCAAAUCGUCGUCGCCGCCGUCGUCGUCGUCGUCGUCCUUCCCCCCUCCUCACACUGUGUGCCAGUGUAGUAGUAGGAAGUAACCGUAGCAGCAGCGUUGACACAGCUAUAGCGGACGCGAUUACCGCCGAAACGGUCAACCGCGGACAAGAAACAGUCUCGCCGACAAGUUGCAUUUGUUCGCGCGCGCAUCAAGACUUUACCACAGACGCCGUCGUUGUUAUAUCAACCGCUAAGUUUCAGAAAAUGUACCGAAUGAUAAACUAUUUUAUGAACAAUUCAAAGUUAAUUUAAAGUACCAUUCACAAUGGAUCAAGAAGGUAAUAAUGGUAGAAGAAGGAGCUCAAGGUUGGCAGCAAGAGGAAUAGUGACUACACCAAAAGCAGAAGUUAUUGUAAAAAAGACGGUAAAGAGUUCUGAAAAACCGAAACGAUCAAAACGUAAGACAACUGAAGAAACUAUUGAAUUGCCUGAAGCUAAAAAAACUAAAACUGAAGAUAAAACAGCUUCUGAUAAGAUUGAUAAACCAAAAGAAAAUGAAACUAACAAUGUUGAUGAAAAUGAUGUCUCUGGAAUUUCACCAAUGGAUGUUGACAAUGUUGAAGAAACUAAUGUGUUACCGCCAUCUGAUGUAGAGAAAAAAGUUUUAAAAACAGUUGAAGAAAAGACUGAUGUGCCGCUUGAAGAUUCCAAAGAUCAAGAAGCAGUUGAAAAACUUCCAGUCACUAACGAUGAUAAAGAAAAGGAUAAUAAAUCAGUUGAUGAAACUGAAGAUGAAAAAUCCGAAACUACAGAAGAGCUUAUUAAAGUUAAAGAUCCUGAAAUAACUGAAGAGCCAAAGAAUGAUAUAUCUCAAGAUGAGGCUAAACAAGAACCAGUAGCUUUGGAAAAAACCAAUGGCAAAAGCGAAGAAAAAGAAAAAAUUGAGUCAGUAGAAGAAAUUGCAAAUGAUAUUGGAUUUUGUGUAGCAACUAAAGAUGUUGUCACACCAAAUGGGGAUACUAAUGAACAAGUGAAGUCUAAUGGUGAUGAAACUAUCACGGAAAUGGAAGCCAAAGAACCUAUAAAAGCUCUCCAUGAUGACACUAACCAUGUUGAAGAAACAGAUUCAAAAGCUGUAACUGCUACCACUGCCAUCACCACCAAUAAUGAUGCACCAAUUGUUGAUCAAGUUGAAAAGGAGCUAGAUAAAGCUGCCGACAAUGUUGUUGAUAAUAAUAUUAGUGCAUCAGCUGAUGACAAUGCACCAAAAGUGGACCAAUUAUCAACAGUUGUGUCCUAAUUUUUGCCAUUAUUCGUUUUAUAAUGAAGAACAUUUAGACUUACAUUGACUUUCUACUGAUAAUAUAUUAUAACCGUGCUCAGUAGUUAACAUAUUCUUACUUUAUUUCUUUCUUUUACAUUAUAUACAAUUUUUAUAACAAAGAAUUGUAGUAAAUAUUUGGAAAUAUUAUAUGUUAAUUGUACUUUGCCAAGGCCAUCACGAAAACUCAUCAUUUUUUUAUGUAGAAUUUAUACAAAAUUUAUGUUGAAAAAUUACUUAUAAUUUAUAGUAUUAAAAAAGAUUUUAAUUGUAUUUAUAUAACUCAAAAAAAAAAAAAAAAAAGGAAUAAUAUAAUUUUGGUACUUAUAUUUUAAGCAUAUUUUUGGUUUGUAUGUAUAAUAUUGUCAUUGUUUAUUUUUUUAUUUAAUGAAAAACUUCAUUUAGUGUCCAUUUAAUGACAUUUUGGUUUGUAAAAUGAAUAUUUAUUUCAGUUUUCAUAAUUUACUAAUAAUUACACUAUGGUAAUUUUAUUGACAAGUAUUGAUAAAUUGCUAAAAAGUUAAUCAUUAAUAUUAAAAAUAAACAACUCAAAAUGUACUGCUGAUUAAUUUCUUUUAAUUAUUUAAGCAAUCAUUUUAUAAUUUAUCAUACAAGACGUGUAAAUAAUUAAAAUUGUAAAAGUAAGCAGGAUUUUCAUUUUUAUUUAGGAAUUAUUAGUAAAGUAUCUUAUAUUAGAAGUGUUUUUCUUUUUAAAUUAUUAAAUAAAUUAUCAUAAUAUUCAGUGUUUUUUUUUUCUGUACAAAAAGUUUAAAUUUUAUUUAAUAUGGAUGUGUUUGUACUUUUUGUUUGAAAUAUUAUUUAUAAAACAUUUUUGUUGUGAUCUUGAAAAAAUGAGUGUUAAUAUCUUAUUUUAAAAUCUAUAUAUUUUUACCUCUCUAUAUCAUUGUUUUACCAAUUUAAUACUGAUGUGGGACCUAAGGAAGGUACCUUAGAUAUUGUAUUCCUAAAUAUUAAAAAUAUAUUUGAUGUAAAGUAGUAGA
Molecule: messenger RNA, 2613 nt
Organism: Acyrthosiphon pisum (pea aphid)
Lineage: Eukaryota; Metazoa; Arthropoda; Insecta; Hemiptera; Aphididae
Product: trans-Golgi network integral membrane protein 2
Exons: 4
Coding region: 617-1591 (324 amino acids)
Source: RefSeq, a predicted model, not a curated record